ACCCACCGACGCCCAUGCAAACAGAUGUUCAGUGUGGCUUCCAAUUCGAUUCGCGGUUCCAUUCCACUUCCAAAUCUCUCUCCCCCAAAACUUCCAGGCCCUGCGUCAACUCCAACGCCGUCGCUUUGGCUUCGCUCGCUGGAUUAUUUGUGGGACCUUUCAGUUCAGGUUCAGUCGUGUUCGUAACGUCGUCGAGUUGAAACCGCCAGAAAAGAGCCAGAGCAGAUUCUCACAGUUACAUAUACAUAUGAGCAGGCAGCAGCAGUAGCAGCGGCAGAGCAGAGAGCAAAUCGGUGCAAUCUUGAAAAGUGUGUUUCCCAGUGCUUCACCUGAAGUUUCUUGGCACUGCCUUGCCUUACCAGAGAUUCGCUCCAGUGACCACGAACCACGAGCACGCAGGAGAAAGAAGCGGCUGACAGAAGUGCGAUUUGCAGGCAGCGCGAAGCGGCUAAAAACGGAAGUCUAAUCCAAUUUGGCCUAUGACAAUACAAACGCACUUUCUUCGCUACGCAUUGUCCAGGUGCGUGUGCGUAUAGAGAGAGCGAGCGAGAGGGAAAGCGGACGAGCAAGCGAGAGGUGAAAUAUUUAGGUUUAAAGGCCAGGCGCGUGUGUGUGACCCAUGAAAAGUUGUUAAACAUAAGCAACGUCAAUCGCCGCUGAUCGAAAGAAGAGCAACCCCUACGCGCGCGUGUUUAAUUUGUAUUUUUGGCACUUUGGUUGGCAAACAGCAAAAGCAUUUCCCUAUGAUUGGCUCAUUCUGGAAUCUGUGCAGAGCGUGCCCAUCAAUGCCGGUAGACAAGCAGCUCCACUCGGAGUAUCGGAGCACUUAUCGCUGGCAUGAAUUUACGGGCAACUCGCGGCCAGAGGUUGUGCGACGGGCGCCUGCCCCAAACCCAAGUCAAUUUGUUGGAGCGACAAAUGAGCCGCCAUUGCCGCGCCGGAAAAAAUGUCCAGAAUUAGCAUAUAAAUCGCACGAGUUUAUUAUAGGAUCGGAGUAUACAGAUGGACGCCGGGAUGCCAGUGCACAUCGUUUGGCGAGAUCGGAGGAGCGCGGUGGCACACCUUCGCGCCGCAGCAAAUCGGAGGGACCACCCGUUGUGCCCAAUGGACGUGCGUAUCCCAUUGCCACGGAGAUCGACGGAACCACAAGAAAACAGGCGGGUGAGUCAAAUGGGCUAUUGAAAAAGACCAUCAAUAAGUUGAGCACUGAGUACCGCCUGCAAUUCGUCUGGCCCACCGUCCGACGCAUAAAGGGCGGCGGCGAGGCGACGUCUAGGGCCGCUGCCGGCGACUAUCCGAGAAAGUCCAUAUCGCUGGGCGCCCUUCGGUCCGGCGGCCAAGGUCACAGUCACAGUCACACCCAAAACCAGAAUCAGAGCCAGAGUCAGGGUCUGACCCAAGCCCAGAAUGGUCACACACAUCACACGAUGAUGGGUGGCGGUGCGGGCUUGCCGACGGUGCAUAAAAAACGAACAACAAAUCAGAAAGAAGCUACUCUACAUGAGUUGGAGCCCUUGGUUAGCGAUACGGAUGAUAGAAAAACGCACGAGAAACAAGUGACCAUUGUGGAGCGCAAGAUCACCUCGCGUCCCUUCUCGCAGGCCAUCGACCAAGAGCGCCUGAACCACUUCAUCACGAAAAAGGAGAAUUUUGGCUUCGCCGAUGCCGCCGUGGCCGCCGCGGCCCUCAAGGACGAGGUGGACAACCGGCAGCAGGCCGGCGAAUCUGGCCAGGUGGUGGUCAUGAACGGCUCCGCCCCGCCGCACUCGAAACCGAAUUUGGAUUUGUGGUUCAAGGAGAUGGUGGAGCUGCGCAAAAAGGCCGGCGAAUACAAGUGUCGCGGUUGGGGCAUAGAAAUUGACCCGGAAUUGUAUAAGAAACAGAAGGAUCUAUGGGAUCAGGUUUCAAAGCGCAGCUCACUUUCGGCACUUUCCCUAGCCUCUUCUGUUCAUAGACCCAUUACAAAGGAGGAGAAGGAACAGGAGAACAAUAAGAAGUCCACGCCAUUGCAGAAGGCCCAGAAGCCGCGUGCUCCUGGCCAAGCCUUUCUGAUUGAUAAUAAGGAUGAGAUUUCAGCACUGCCAGCACGCUUUAGCAAUAUACGCCAUCACCUUGAACGCACCACAGAUGUGGAAGAGGGAGCUUUGUUGCCCUCGCCCACGCGCGAGAAGCUGAUGCCGGCUAUUACCAAGCGGGAAUCGGAAUCUCAGCGAGGAAGUCCCAAGAAGACCGCCUUGUCCAGGCACGGAUCGCCCCAGAAGGGUAGUCCUCAAAAGGGCAGCCCCAAGAAGGUCCUUAAAACCCGGUCGCAAUCGGCGGGUCCGGGCGUUGCUGAGAAUGAGUCACCGAAGCGGCAGAUCCGGUCGGCGAGUCAGGCGCCCAGCAGCCGUAAAAAGACGCCGACAACCGGAAGCGGAAGCGAACGCAAGGCACGCCCAUCCACCCUAUCCACAACAUUCCAAUCCCGCAUUAAAAGUAGUUCCUUGCCACCGCCCAACGGUAGAGUAGCCUCAGCGCCGCCAGCCACUGCAGCAGCAGCAGCAGCAGCCGCAGCAGCAUCAGCAGCCAAAUCAGCAUUAAACGCUAAUCAGGCUCAUGCUAAUCAAUCACAAUCAUCACAUGCCAAGAGCGGUAGCAUCAGCGGCAGAAUUUCAAAGCCAUCGGCCACAUCCGCCCAACAGCAACAACAGCAGCAACAGCAACAGCAAAUGCGUAAGAAAGACAAAGAUAGAUCGAAUAGUAGUUGCAUUGGCAGUGGUAGUCAUGUUGGUGCUGGUAGCGGUAGUCAAGCAAAUAGUGUCAAGCAUCUGCAGAAUAAGCAAAAGCAACAACAACUACAGCAGCAACAGCAACAAAAGCAACAACAACAACAGCAACCGCAACAGCAAAAGCAGCAGCAAAAACAGCAGCAGCAACUCGAUGUUGCAGCAGCAGCAGCAACAGCAGCAGCAGCAGCAACAUCGGCAUCUCCCCAAAACCCAACCCGGCCUGCCACCAUCAACAUCAAACGGCUCACGGUACCAGGUCAGGAUAGAAAAUUGGCUGAAAACGAAGGCGAGGAUGGUCGUGAGACUGCCAUUUCCAUUUCCAGCUGCAGUCCCCAGCCUCCGGUGCCGGAGGUGCCCGAGGAGCCCCUGGUGAAGUCGCCACCAGAACCGACCCGGGUCAAGUCCCCGGAGCAGAUCAUAAUGCGCUCUCCCGAUCCAGUCAACUGGACGGUGCCCCUGGACACUGGCAAAACCUUCACGGUGACGCAGAAUGUCAAAGAUGGGGAGAACUACAGCCGACCUCAGAGCGAGAUUAAAGCGUCGACACCGGUGGAGAAGCCCCCACCGCCACCACAAUCGGCUCCGCCACAACUAACCGAACAGGCUAAGAUGGACGCCUGGAAGUCCUGCAGUCCGACCACCAGUGCCGCGAUCUACGGCAAAACGCUGACGCCCCAUGCCACACCCACCGGCCAGCCGGGCGGGGCGGUGCGCUGCACUGUCGCCCAGGAUGAGCCGCCUCAGCAGCCGGAUCCUGCGAUGUCGUCCUCCUCGUCGACGGGCACUGCCUCCACCGCCCGGACAACUGCCGCCGAGGUCCUGGAGAAGGCUCGCGACCGAUUCGAUCGAUUCUGGGGCAGCAGCAGCGCCAGCAAGGAGGAGAGCGUCUAGAUCCGAGAUCCUGGAUCCUAGAUCAGGCACUCAGUGCUUUUCAAGUGCAAAAUGUAUUCCCCAGGGCAGUUAAUUGGCCCCUAAAAGCAAGCAAUUAUAAUACGUAAUAGACGUUAUGCAAUACCUAAUCAUGUACACCAGCUACCCUAUCUAACGGCCUGAUGACAUUGCGGCACAGCUCUUCAUACACAUUGAGUUGUACUCUAUGUUUCCAUAAAUCACUAUUUAUUAUGUAUCAAUUGGAUUUGUCUCUAAAGAGUACUAUUCUUUGUAUAUUUUUAAUUAAAUUUUCAACUAAAGAUUUAUAACAUAUUGUUCUGUUAGUUUCAAUGAAGACCCUGUUAAGUCAAAAAGUUGUAUUGAACAUCUAAAAAUGAAUUAUGAUUUAUAGAAAAAAUACCAUUUAAUAAUUUUAAUUAAUCUAUUGUAAUUGUGGAUGAAUGUGUCGCAGUGAUAUCGGAAGAUUAAGGAAGUCCCGCAUCGACUUGGCUUGACUUUAAAGCUAAAUUCGCUUUUGAUUUCCUAGUUAAACUGCUGCAAGCAAAUCUAAUCAGGCCAAAUGUCAUCUAACGACACGAGCAUAACACAAAGAUUUAUUUAUGUAAGACACUUUCACUGCCUAAACCCAAUCCGAAUACGAAACCGAACUCAAACCAAUGUUGUAUACUUUGAAAUUCACCCAGAGAACUUUGCAAUAUUUCGAUAUCAUCCAAUCAUACAAAAUAUUCAAAUGGGACAAACAUCACCGCAAUGACCCGUCCAAAAAGUGAGUCCAUUCGACAAGAGAUAUACUCACAUUUUUGUAGCUUUCAUUAGAUGAGCAACCGUAUAUUUGGGUAAUGCAUAAGGUGAUCUAAGCUAAACUGCUGAUCCGUCAGAUACCGAACGUUGAAAAUAGAUUUUGCACAUGAACUACAAAGGGAAAAUACCAAAAAAACGACGACAUGAUGUUAAGAAUAAUUUAAGACACACUUUGGCUAAUAAAAACUUAAGGCAAGAGAUGGUUAAAACAUAGCAACACCCAACAGAAAACACCAGCAAAACAUACUAAUACUACACAAAAAAUGCGAAACAAUGAGAUUAUGCUUUGAAAAGCUGUUAAACUAGUUUCAGACAUGCCUACGAUUCUUAUAUAACUAUUAUGUGAAUGUGAAAAUAGUCGACAAACAAAAAUGGAAACAAAACGAUCAAACAACAUGGAAAGACCUAAUCGAUUUAAUCAUGUUUUGAGUAAAAUUAGCGCUAAAUAAUUAAGACAAAUGCUUCCCGAGGGGCAAUAGCUUUCAGAAAGUUGAUGUUAUUUUGACAAGCAUUUUGUUGGGCCUUGUUUCUCGAAUCUCUCUCAGUGUAGACAGUUUUUCAGUACAAACCAAAUACCGAUUCAAACUCAGUUUGGCAGAACUUUUCUGUUGCGUAGGAGAAGUGCUUGAAUUUAAACCUUUCUUAGAAAUAAACAGAAAAUACAAAAUCGUGUAAGCUGAAGUUAAAUUCCAUUACCCAUAAGUUAUGUGAUUAACUUCAGUAUUGAGCUUACUUGUUGCUUGCCUAUAUAUAUUUUAAUAUAAAACUCAAAUAAGACAACAAAAAAAAAAAAAUUAAGAAGGAAAAUAACGCCACUUUAAUGGUAUUUAUUAAACAGUUGAGUAUUUUUAUAUGUUUUUCAUGAAUGGACCCGUUUGUUAGUUGAAAUCGAUAAGUUGAUCACUGAAUCUUAUAGUUACCGAAUAGUAACAAUGCAUAUUGUCAAGAGCCCCUAAAAUGCAAAAUGUUUAUUACGCUCAGUCUUUAAAAUGGUCACCGAUUCGAUUCAAUCAAUGGCAUUAGUUAGAAAUAAAUAAGAAGCUAAACUAACUAAACUCUGGCAAUCUCAAAACCCGUAAAGGAAGGAAAAUUUCAAUGAAAGAAACAGGAAAUGCACACUCACAUACACAAACAGAACUAUAUUUCCAGUUGCAAUUAAAGGAAAACGGUAACCCAACUGAAUGGUAGACUCUUGAACUCAUUUAGUUUUAAAUAUCGUACUUAACAAAUUUUAGGCAACUUUAAUACGAAUCUACUUAAGAACGAACUUGAUAUUAAUUCUAGCUUGUUUACAAAAGGAUAUAAAAUGAUUAACGAGACAACAGAAAACCAAAACCUAAACAAAGUAUACCCUCAAAAUGAUUCCAAAAUAGGCGCACUAAACGGUUUUCCUUCGACAGCAGUGAAAAAGAAAAUCGAUUUUUAUAAACACUUAUACGAAAGUCAAACCAAUAAAUACUUUCAAUUUUCGGUUCCUUCACGAAGCAAAAUAUUAAAAGUCACCAAACAAUUAUAUAAAUUUUAAAAAUUGACUUUCACGCCCAAAUGCGCCUAAAGUUUUAAUGAAUUAAAAAAGCCUCAUAUGAAAUGCAAUAAUACCAGUAACUAUACAACCCAAUUGAUAAUUUUUUCUGAAUUGUCAUAAAAAGGCACACCAAAUAGCCUUCAUAGAGAUGCUAAUAACACGAUAUAAUUAUAAUUAUACUUGAGAAAAGUGGCCGAAUCAUAUGAUAGAGGAGUAAUGGAAAUAAUAAAAUAGAAUCCGAAGAACAAGUGAUGGUAAAAUGAUUAUAAUAUUAAAUGAAUCGAAUAAAUGAAAACUGCAUAUAAACGUUUUAAAA
Drosophila simulans is the source of this 6301-nucleotide messenger RNA. RefSeq names its product AF4/FMR2 family member lilli. The transcript is spliced from 16 exons. The record is from RefSeq and is a predicted model, not a curated record. NCBI's taxonomy places the organism in Eukaryota, Metazoa, Arthropoda, Insecta, Diptera, Drosophilidae. Gene Ontology annotation, molecular function: microtubule binding. Bases 744 to 3659 code for a protein of 971 amino acids. Gene Ontology annotation, biological process: negative regulation of centriole replication.